ACAGAACAGGUAGUUUAACCCGUCACAUAAACACAUAAUAAUAAGCAUGCAAAGACUGUGAAACUAUUGUGCGUUACUUUUUCACGGCUCAAAAUUUUGGCGCUAGGACUGAAGAAGACCCUAAAAUCAAAACCCCUAACUCAAAAUCUCAAACUCAAUAGAUUCCAACACCGAAUUCCUGAUUAGAGAGAGUGAUUGUGAAUUCUGAAAUUUAGUUGAAUAAUAAACCCUAGAUGUUUCUAUGGAUGUGAAAGAUAUUUUAGGAUUGCCCAAUAUUUCCAUCCCAGUUCAUGAGAAGAACUCUCCACCUCAGAAAGAUUCUCAGAGAAAACCUGAUGGCAUUUCUCGGGAGGUUUAUGCACUUACGGGUGGUUUGGCACCUCUUAUGCCUGCAGUUGAUUUGUCUCUGUUAAAACAAAGGCCUCCCUCGGAUGGAAAGGUCAUCUGGCAAUGGCUUCCUUUCACAAACUCUGCUCGUAAAGAUAAUCUUCGGCUUUACCAUUGGGUCCAAGUUGUAAAUGAUGCUCCACCAACAGGGGACUAUUCUUUUGCCAAGUAUAACAAGUCUGUUGACACAACAAGAUACACAGAUGAAGAGUAUGAGAAAUAUUUGGCAAAUCCUAAAUGGACCAAGGAGGAAACGGAUCAACUGUUUGAUUUGUGUGAGAGAUUUAAUCUCCGAUUCAUUGUUAUAGCUGAUAGAUUUCCUUCAUCUAGAACUGUUGAAGAAUUAAAGGACCGAUAUUAUAGUGUAUCCCAGGCUAUAUUAAUUGCUAGGAAUCCAUCUUCUGGAGAUGUUGCAGUGCAUCCGCUCGUUAAGGUGCUUGCUGAAGCAAAAAGAAUUGUUGAAUCACGCAUAAUGACCAAGGUUGCCAGAGAGUCGGAGUUGGUCGUUGCUUCAAAUGCUGGUGCAGACAUUACCGAGAGGGCCAACCCAGGUGAAACUGUAUCUCCAUCAAAUAUGCAUCUUCCACCAACAGUUGUGCCUUCCCCAAUAACAACAGAUAAUGCAUCUACUAUAGCUUCUCUCCGCAUGCUUCAUGUGUAUUUAAGAACCUACGCACUUGAACAAAUGGUGCAAUCUGCAAGCUCAUCAGCUGGACUUCGGACUAUCAAACGCAUUGAUCAAACUUUGCAGGAACUUGGGGUUAAUUUGAAACCAAGGGUUCCAACAAAAGCUGUUUGUGCAGAGCAUCUUGAACUAAGAAAAGAAAUACUAACUCUGCUGAAUCUUCAGAAACAGCUGCAAAAUAAGGAGGCUGAAGGUUCAACUUUUCGUGAUGGGUCACACUGUGAAACAACAGGAGCACCAAAGCAUUUGCAUCGUGGUGGCGAUCAGGAUCAGACAUUUGUUCCGGAUACCACUAGUUCCGGGGGGGAAAGAAUUGGUAAAAGGGAUAAAAAGCGCAAGGCGCCUGGACGACAUUCUGAAACUCCAUCAUCACCAGCCCAAUCAAAAAGACAGAGAAAACUAAAGGCCUCAGAUCUUUAUGGAAUGAAACUCUUUUCAUGUAAAAACAUCUGUUUAACUAAAUACACAACGAAAAGGAGUAAUAUGCAAUACCUUGUUUCAUCUCUUCAGACAUAUACACUCCAUAGACGGAGUGUGCUUAAGCCUCCCCUCGCUGCGAAACAGAAUAACCAAACAAGCGUUAGAACUUCAUGGUCUAGUGUUUCACUUUCACUUUUCGGCACAGGCUUCUUUCUCGGUCCACUUCUCGAUGGUCUCCAUUCAAGAGUGAAUCUCGUUGUCUACAAGUCUGGCUCCAUUCACAUUGGUCCACUCCAUACAAAUAUCUGGGUUCCUCCCUUGCUGGGGUUGUUUUACUGCUCUGUUGGUUUGCUUCAACUCUACCUAGAUGAGAGGGUAUUAAACAAAGUUCAACACGGAAGUUUAGCAAAAACUAUUUCCUCCCUCGUAUUACUGGCACUGUUCAUAGAAUUGAGUGCCGAACUAUACAAAGCCGGAAUAUCAGACAACAUUGAAGCCUACAUAUUAUUUGGGGCAGCAGAGUUCAUGUGGUUUUUGUUGGAUAGAACAUGGCCAGGAUUCACCCUCUCAUGUAUUGUUGGAUUUGCUUGCCCACUCGCUGAGAUACUCUUAAUAAAGUUCCUCCACCUUUGGUACUAUCCUCAAGCAAAUAUUGAAAUCUUUGGCGAGGGGCUAGUUACAUGGACCCUCACUUGCUACUUUGUGUACACGCCAUUCUUAAUCAAUUUGUCGCGGUGGUUCAGAUCUGUUUAUGCUGCUCAAAUAGAGGACUGUGCUUCAUAAAACAUUAUGUAACCAGACCACAGAUUCAAGGCUACAUUAUCCUAAAACAGGGUAAGAGUAUAGUAUGAUAAAAAAAAUGUUGUAUAUGAUCCUGGUGCACACGCAUUUGGUUUUUCUAUGACCUGCACACUUUAGAAAAUAAAAUAUUAAUGUAUUGAUUUAGUGCCUUUUUGUUGUA
Molecule: messenger RNA, 2453 nt
Organism: Cicer arietinum (chickpea)
Lineage: Eukaryota; Viridiplantae; Streptophyta; Magnoliopsida; Fabales; Fabaceae
Source: RefSeq, a predicted model, not a curated record